Molecule: messenger RNA, 504 nt
Organism: Letharia columbiana
Lineage: Eukaryota; Fungi; Ascomycota; Lecanoromycetes; Lecanorales; Parmeliaceae
Exons: 1
Coding region: 1-504 (167 amino acids)
Biological process (GO): mitochondrial respiratory chain complex II assembly
Cellular component (GO): mitochondrion
Source: RefSeq, a predicted model, not a curated record
AUGCAGUCUGCUCGUCCACUUGCUUUUCGGUCCCAGCUCACUCGGCGUCUCUUCUCAUCCGGCCCCCAUCUUCGCGCCGCCGCUCCUUUCGCCUCAGGUCCAGCACCCCCCCGCCUACCCAAAGAGGAUCAGGAGCUGUACGAGCAACUACAACGCUCUUCGACGGGAGCAUUCAGCACACCGAAGCCAACAGUCGUCAUCAAUCAAUCCCCAGCUGCCACUUCAGAUCCUCCCAAACGAUCGAGGCCGCAGAUAAAUCAGUCGCCGCAUACCGAACAAGCUGCAGAGCCCUCGACGGAGCAGAAGCUUGAGAACAUCAAUGCGAAGGUAGAGGCAAGGGGUAAUGGGGAAGAGCUGCACCCGGAUGUGAGAAGAGGCGUUCUGCCCGAGUUCGAGGGGGAGAGGAAUCCAAAAACUGGUGAAACAGGAGGACCGAAGAACGAGCCACUGAGGUGGGGUGGAGGGGUAGAUUGGAGUUAUAAUGGCAGAGUCACAGACUUCUGA